This is a messenger RNA of Drosophila subpulchrella, 1239 nucleotides long. RefSeq names its product probable serine hydrolase. The record is from RefSeq and is a predicted model, not a curated record. Bases 96 to 1109 code for a protein of 337 amino acids. Lineage: Eukaryota; Metazoa; Arthropoda; Insecta; Diptera; Drosophilidae. The transcript has 2 exons.
AUGUUAAGGCGAAAAGUUGGAUCAACAAUUAAAGAAUACUCAACUCAUUUUCGCAAGAUAAUCCAUCGCCGUUACAAUACUAAAAUUUGGAAGAUAUGGGAACAUUAUCUUUGAGUGACUACGAGGCGGUGACGAUUCCAGUACCUUGGGGUUAUAUCUCGGGUCGUUGGUACGGCAAUCGAAAGGAGCGACCCAUUCUGGCGAUUCACGGAUGGUUAGACAACCUGGGCACCUUCGAUCGGCUGAUUCCCCUUCUACCCGAUUAUAUAGGAGUACUCUGUAUCGAUCUGCCGGGACAUGGAAGAUCCUCGCACCUCCAGCCGGGAAUGUACUACAGCGUCUACGAUUACGUGUUUAUAAUUCCACUGGUGAUGAAGGAGUACGGAUGGUCAAAGGUCUCUCUGAUAGGUCACUCAUUAGGCGGAGUUCUGAGCUUUAUAUACGCCUCUCUAGCCCCACGCACCGUGGAUAUGAUCGUCUCCUUGGACAUUUUGCUGCCGUUGAGAAAUGAUAUAGACUACAUGGCCCUGAGUAUUGAGAAGCAACUUCUGGAUGUUGAGCGGCAGAAGCUGGGAAAUUAUAGUGAGCCACCAUCCUAUACUCACACUGAACUAGGAAAAGUUCUGGCAAAAGGAAGCUAUAAUUCCGUAUCUCCAAAACUUGCCAAGCAUCUCCUCCAUCGCCAGUUAACCAAGUCGAAGCUAUUUCCCGAAAGGUUCUACUUCUCCAGGGAUAUACGAGUCAAAUACUACCACUAUAUAGACAUCGACCAGGGUCUUGGUGCAGAAAUGGCGAGACGGAUUCGGAGGAAACCAUACUUGAUCAUAAAGGGCUCCCUGUCGCCAUCUCUUUCGUCCCGUUGCAAUGAGGCCAUCUCCAUUUUGGCCGAGGAUAACCCACACUUUGAGUUCUACGAGGUGGAGAAUGGCACCCACCAUCUCCAUCUCCAUGCCGCCGAGGAGUGCGCCGGUUACAUUGUGCCCUUCAUCCAGCAUCAUCGACCUCCUGCCUUGACCUCUUGGACCCUCACUGGAAAAGAGGAUAACCCUAGUUUAAGGAACCGAAAAGGAUUUUUCGCUUGGACCAAGAAAAAACGCAGCAAGUUGUAAAAUAUGGAUAGUACAAAGUCUAAUUCCGGUUAGAUGUAAAUUUUUAGUAUUUCUUAUCUUUUAAAUUAUUGUUAAUGGAAAUUUUGUUCUAAAUAUUAAGCCCUAGACAUUAUAUUGUAUUUUUUGCUAA